AUGGGCGAAUCAAAGGCGCUCGCCCAUGAUUCAACACGAGAGUUGUCCGAGGAUGAAGAUACUAGUCCCAGAGGUCAUGACGGACUAUGGAUUCAAUUUCUGACAUGGGCACGGUGGUAUCCAAAAGAGAUGAAUCAUUUAGAAAAGCGACUGGUCCUGAAACUGGAUGUCCUGAUCCUGACGUUCGGGUGCCUUUCUUUCUUCACGAAAUACCUGGACCAGCAGGCCAUUACAAAUGCUUACGUGUCGGGAAUGAAAGAAGACAUUGGACUCGUUGGUAACGAGCUAAAUUACAUCACAGCCGCAUUCUGGGCAGCAUAUUGUACAUCCAUGAUCCCUGCAUGCUACUAUCUGACCCGAAGCCGAAUCAAUAUCAUUUUGCCUACGUUGGAAGCCGGUUGGGGUCUAUUCACGUUUGGAUGUGCCUGGGCGCAAAAUCCGGGCACUAUCUACGCGAUGCGGGUUCUCAUCGGCAUCUGCGAAUCAUGCUCCUUUACCGGCGUGAUCUAUGUCAUUGGGUCGUGGUAUAAGCCCGAAGAAAUCGGUCGUCGGGUGUCUCUGUUCUUCAUCGCAUCGCCUUUGGGAACCAUGUUCGCUGGAUAUCUUCAGGCCGCGGCGUAUACAAAUCUGAAUAAUACACAUGGAUUAGCCCGGUGGAGGUAUUCAUCUAUCAGCUUCCUGGGAUAUCUAGCAUUCCUAGAUGUCCCGCACCGUCCAAAACCCCGGUUUCUAACACAUAAAGAGCACGAACUUGCCAAUUCCCGCCUCGUAGGCCUCACAACUCCCAGCCAACUUAAAGUCUCCCGCGACAUAUUUAGGCGCGUUCUUGGCCGCUGGCAUUGGUACGUCUUCGUUGCGCAGUGGAUCCUCGUUGACCAGAACUUUCUGGCUUCGUCCACGCCGUUCAGUUUGUACCUCAAAGCAAAGCCGGACAUCUAUUCUGUCACGAGAAUCAAUACACUCCCGACAAUUGCAACGGCUGUUUCUAUUGUAGCAGCCUUGAUCGCAGGGACUGUGGCCGACAAGAAGAGGAAUUUCUGGCUUCCUUCUAUUAUCACUACGAUUCCAGUUCUGUUGGGCCUUGUUUUGCUUGUAAUUUGGAAUGUAGGGGAGGCUGGACGACUAGCGGGCUUUAUUCUUACCGGCGCUGAGGGUGCAAUGAGCCCUCUCACAAUGAGCUGGGCAACCAUAACGAUGGCCAAUGAUGCCGAAGAGCGUGCAAUCGUGACAGCCAGCAUGAACGCUAUCGGUCAAGCUAUGUCCGCUUGGACGCAACUACUGCAGUACCCAGCAGUGGAAGCCCCGAACUUCAGGAGAGGUUUUAUCUCGAAUCUGGCAACAACCGUGGCGCAGUUGGCGGUGGUUGCCGUUAUGCUUUUGCUCACUCGUCGAGAUGCUCGAAGGACGAGAGGGUCAAAUUUAUCGGCAAUAUAG
Aspergillus caelatus is the source of this 1434-nucleotide messenger RNA. RefSeq names its product major facilitator superfamily domain-containing protein. Gene Ontology annotation, cellular component: membrane. Gene Ontology annotation, biological process: transmembrane transport. Bases 1 to 1434 code for a protein of 477 amino acids. Gene Ontology annotation, molecular function: transmembrane transporter activity. Lineage: Eukaryota; Fungi; Ascomycota; Eurotiomycetes; Eurotiales; Aspergillaceae. The transcript has 4 exons. The record is from RefSeq and is a predicted model, not a curated record.